Messenger RNA from Rosa rugosa (rugosa rose), 3497 nucleotides. RefSeq names its product nitrate regulatory gene2 protein-like. The record is from RefSeq and is a predicted model, not a curated record. The transcript has 5 exons. Bases 467 to 3193 code for a protein of 908 amino acids. Lineage: Eukaryota; Viridiplantae; Streptophyta; Magnoliopsida; Rosales; Rosaceae.
AAAACUCUGGAAAUUCAAAACUCUGGAAAAUUCUGAAUAAACAAAACCCCAUAGCCCUGCUCUCUAUAUCUGUAAUUCUAUAAACCACCCUCACGCAUCUCCACGCCCAAUUUUGUUUUCUGGGUAAAAAAAGAAAAGUAUUCGAUUCGUAAAUUAAAAUUAUAUACUACAUAAUUUCUGUAUCUGAUAGACGAUUGUUCUGCGUCUCUGCGCCUCUGUCCCCUCCUCGCAUGGACAGCCAUUACUCAUCCCUAUCCAUCUCAACGGUCAGGAUAUGUUCCCUCCCCCAUCAUCACUCAUUUUCAUGCACCAAAUCUCACUCGCUCGCACACCCAUUUAUUGUAUCUCUCUUCUGCUUCUCACUCUUUCAUCUCUCUGUGUAGCUAGCUAUAGGGAGGGAGGAGAUGAGGUGGAGGAGCGGCGGUGGUAAUUUUGUCUUCUGUUUAGGGGUUAUUUGUUUGAUGAUAUGGGCUGUGGUGUCUCCAAAGUAGACGACUUGCCGUUGGUGACUCUCUGCAGGGAGCGGAGGGACUACAUCAAAACGGCGUCGGAUACCCGCUACGCCCUGGCCGCGGCCCACCUAACUUAUUUCCAGUCGCUCAAGCAAAUCGGCGACGCGCUUUGCAAGUUCGUUGACGAGGACCUAGUCAUCGGCGGCGCCGGCGGGUCGUAUUCGCUGCCGGAUUCUCCGGUUCUGACAUUGCCCUCCGACGAAGGGAAGCCCGGGAAAGGGAAAAGCUCGUCGUCGUCUUCGAUUUCACUCUCGCAUAGUUUCGAGGACGUUGAAGACUCUCACUUGCAUUUAUCCGAUUCGGAUUCUGACUUGGAUUCGGGUCAUAUCCACAUUGAGAGCAGCCCCGAACCGGAGGUACCGUCUUCUUCUUAUAAUCAGCCUCCGAAUUUUGUUUACUCUCCGAAUUCAUCUGGUGCUGUUUACCCUCCCGAUUCCUCUGGUUAUGGUUAUGACCCGACUUCGUCCGGUUAUGGUUAUGACCCGACUUCUUCGUCCUUCGGAAAUUACCCGAAUUCGAAUAUGUAUUACAUGAGAAGAUCAGAGACGCCGGCGCAGACGUUUUAUUAUGGAGAGCCGGAGAGAUUUCCGGUCCAAAAUGGGCCGUCGUCGGAUUCCUAUUCGGGUUAUGGGGGAGGUGGGUUUUUCGGGUCCUCAAUGGGCUCACCGGCGGCGAGGGAGGAUCCGUAUAAUGCGCAGCCCGGCCCGCAAAAGUCGGGUCCUCCACGGGAGCCGCCUUCGCCGCCCAAAGCUUCUUCUAGCUGGGAUUUCUUCAAUGUGUUUGAUGGUUAUGACAAUGGUGGUUACUUGAGUUACUUUCCGGGGAGUAGGUAUGGGUAUGGGAAUGGGAGCUCGGCGGCGAGUAGUCCUGACUCGAAGGAAGUGAGGGAGAGGGAGGGGAUUCCUGAUUUGGAGGAUGAAACAGAGCAAGAGCAAGAAGUGUUGAAAGAGGUUCGAAAGGAGAAGAAGAAGGCUAAUGAGGAUAGUGCAUUUAGAAGGAAUCAUGACGCAGGUGAAGGGACUUCUAGGCAUAGAAAUUUGCAGCAGAAUUCGGGUGAAGGGACUUCAAGGGGUGUGCCGAAGCAGACCAGCAGUGAGGGGAGUUCAGGGACAGUUCACUUGCACAGCAGCGAGAGUUCACUGCACUCUGUCCAUGAGAAAGAGAUAAAGAGCAGUCCUGAUAUAGAUAUGUCGAAAAGUCCCGAAGAAGAGCAUGUGAAGAAAAAGAGGGUGAGCUUUGAAUUUGAGGAGGCAUCGACUAUGGAUGUUGGAUCUUCAAAAGGGAGUAGUUUGACCACAUUGUCAGUACACGGUACAAGGGACGUUCAGGAGGUUGUGAAGGAGAUCAGGGAUGAGUUUGAGACUGCCUCUAGCUAUGGGAAAGAGGUUGCCAUGUUGCUUGAGGUGGGCAAGCUGCCUUAUCAGUCCAGAGUUGCUGCUCUUAAAGUGAUCUUUUCCAGGAUCCUGUGCCUUGUAGCACCUUCCACGUUGGCUUCACAUCCUCCGUCGAAGCCAUCAAUCAGAAUGUCUUCCAAGAUGAUCAAGAUGGCCAAAGGGUACCAUGGAGAGCCUGGGAAAGAUUUCAACCUGAAGUCUGGGAACCUCUCAUCGACUUUGGAGAAACUUCAUGCCUGGGAGAAAAAGCUAUACAAAGAAGUUAAGGAUGAAGAAAAGCUACGGGUUGUCUAUGAAAAGGAGUGCAAGAGAUUGAAAAGACUAGAUGAUCAUGGAGCUGAGUCAGCUAAGAUUGAUGCUGCACAGGCUUCUGUCCGAAAAUUGCUUACGAAAAUUAAUGUUUGUAUCAGAGCUGUGGAUACCAUAUCGAGCAGGAUACAUAAGUUGAGGGAUGAAGAAUUACUGCCCCAAGUAACGGAAUUGAUUCAUGGAUUGAUAAGAAUGUGGAAAUCCAUGCUUAAAUGCCACCAGAAACAGUUCCAAGCUAUUAUGGAGAGCAGAAUUCGAUCCCUUAAGGGGAAUGCCAGCCUUCGGAAAGAUUCUGGUUUGAAAGCUACUCUUGAACUCGAAAUGGAGCUUCUGAGUUGGUGCAGUAACUUUAACAAUUGGGUUAACACCCAGAAAUCUUAUGUACAGUCCUUAAAUGGUUGGCUUUUAAGGUGCAUCAAUAGCGAACCUGAAGAAACUGCCGAUGGAGUUGCCCCGUUCUCCCCAAGCCGGAUCGGAGCUCCUCCUAUUUUUGUAAUAUGCAACGAUUGGUUCCAAGCAAUGGAAAGAAUUUCACAGCAAGCAGUGGCAGAUGCUAUGUAUGAUUUCGCGUCAACCUUACAUCAGUUAUGGGAUAGGCAGGAUGAGGCACAACGUCAAAGGGUGAAGGCAGAAAACCUCUCCAAGGAUUUAGAGAACCGACUUAAGAAACUGGGCAUGGAGAGGAUGAGAAGGGAGCAUGGCCAUGCAGCAUCAUCAGAUAAAUCUGCUCGCUCAAAGACUACUUCUGAAAGUGGAGUUUCAGCACUGGAUGAUCUAAAAGUGGAUUUGGAUUCAAUGAGGAAGAGAUUUUCCGAGGAGAAGGCGAGGCACAAGGAGGCCAUCAAAAUGGUUAACAGUGCUGCUUCCAAUAGUUUGCAGACAGGUUUGAUUCCCAUAUUUGAGGCUUUGGGUAGUUUCACUUCAGAGGCAUUGAAGGUUCACGAGCAGGUGAGAGUUCAAAAUGUCGGAGGCUCAUAGAGAAGUAGCUUAGCUCCUUAAUUAUAUGUAUAGUCAGUUCAGUCCCUUUAGAUUGAUACAAUUUAGAAUGGUAGAUUAGCUGAGAAGAGAAAAGGGUGCUACAUAUAGAAGUGAAAUUAGGCUUUUAUGACAGAGAGGUUUUAGAAGAUGCUUAGGAGAAGGAAUAGUAGGGUUUUAGAAUCCCUUGGGUUGCUUGGAAGUUGAUUCAUUUCGCAUUUUGACUUGAUAUCUAGUUCUCCAACAACCCCUUUUAUUGUACAGAAAAUUGAAAAUUCAUUCAUUGGUUGAUAAAAUUGGUUUUUUA